This is a messenger RNA of Aspergillus fischeri NRRL 181, 579 nucleotides long. RefSeq names its product Rho family GTPase CDC42 (gene cdc42). Gene Ontology annotation, molecular function: GTP binding; GTPase activity. Gene Ontology annotation, biological process: small GTPase-mediated signal transduction. The coding region runs from base 1 to 579 and encodes 192 amino acids. The record is from RefSeq and is a predicted model, not a curated record. The transcript is spliced from 4 exons. Lineage: Eukaryota; Fungi; Ascomycota; Eurotiomycetes; Eurotiales; Aspergillaceae.
AUGGUGGUAGCUACAAUUAAGUGUGUCGUCGUUGGUGACGGUGCCGUGGGAAAGACAUGCCUUCUUAUCUCUUAUACAACAAACAAGUUCCCCUCAGAAUAUGUCCCCACCGUCUUUGACAACUAUGCGGUUACUGUCAUGAUCGGUGAUGAGCCUUAUACCUUGGGACUGUUUGAUACCGCUGGUCAGGAGGAUUAUGACCGUCUCCGCCCCCUUUCCUACCCUCAGACAGAUGUCUUCCUCGUCUGCUUCUCGGUGACCUCUCCUGCGUCUUUUGAAAAUGUCCGCGAGAAGUGGUUUCCCGAGGUGCACCACCACUGCCCCGGUGUGCCCUGUUUGAUCGUGGGUACCCAAACUGAUCUUCGGGAUGACCCUGCCGUUCGCGAGAAGCUCGCCCGUCAGAAGAUGCAACCCAUCCGCAAGGAAGAUGGCGACCGUAUGGCGAAGGAGCUGGGUGCUGUAAAAUAUGUCGAGUGCUCCGCUUUGACACAGUACAAGCUUAAGGAUGUCUUUGAUGAGGCGAUUGUUGCGGCCCUGGAGCCCGCCCCGAAGAAGAAGUCCAGAUGCGUCUUGCUGUAA